AAGUCUACCACCCUGGCCUCGUUACUCCUGGCAGUGCCCCAGUCAAGCAUGGUUAGGUGUCAAGAAGUCUAACCACGUCAAGUCAACUCACGUCCUACAGUGCCAGUGUAUGCCACGUCUAAUUUAACCACGUCAUGACAUGCCUGUCCAUGUCCCAUCAUCCCUAGAUCAGUUCCUUGAAGCUUAACUGCACCUCCUCAAGCUCCGACCAGCCUCGUCAAGACUAGCCAUAUACCGGUAAUGUAGCCAGGUUCUAUCAAGUCUAGUCACGCCGCAUCAAGCCACACUACACCGUCAAGCUAAGCCACUCACCGCCUACCCAAACUAAACCGCGAUAAGUUUAGACAUUCCACGUCAUGCCUAACCACGUCCCGUUAAGUCAAGCUAUGCACGUCAAAAGCCAGGGACGCCCCCAGAUUUAGACACCUCGGUCAAGCUCCUUGUGUCACGUUCAUUAUCUUUCCUUUGUGUUGUGUUCGGAGGGGAAGGGGAUGGUCCUGCUCUCAUUGUUGCGUUCCAUCUCUUUUAGGUGUAAUCCAGCCAACGUGGGCAUGGUCCAUCCCGCACGGGCGUGGUGUGACCUUAGAAGGUGCGAGUGACAAUGUUGGCACUGGAUGGUCCACCUCGUGAGGUCAACACUCAGCUAUCAGGCACCCCCAGAGGAGCGCAGAUGAGCGUCCUUGGCGCCAACCACAGACUGCCACUGACCAGCUCCCUACCUUCCUGUGUCUACGUAUUCCCUGUUGUACUUGUACUGGGUAAUACUUUAUUAAAGUUAUGCGAGACCAUGCCCAGGGUAUGAAUGUAUCAAGUGCCAUCCCGACGUAGAUGUUCCCACGCGUGCUGGCAGUGGCACGGGGACAUUAGAGAUGUCAGAACACAGCCUUGUCGAAUCCCACCUCACACUGUCUUAAAAAUCCUAUAUGGCAUAAGAGGAUGGUUGUGGAGGCCCUCGUGUGUGUUAUCACCACCAUAAUUGACUAACCCAUCUGCUCGGUGCCACCAGGCGCCUCUGAUAACAGAUAAGUGAGUACAUUUGACGAGGUUGGUUAGCUAUCAGCUACUGCAUUGUGGUGGCCGCGAGAGGAUACAGCUCUGGUACUAGUAUGGCUCCAGCUGCCACCAGAGUUGGUUGUGUGUCCUUCCUCUCGGCGUAUACAGUACACUCCACGCUCACCCUAACUUUGAAACAUUUAUCAUCAAUGAAAGUGUUAACCCACAUAAUAAUAUUAUAGAAAUACAGUGAAAUGAGCUGAAAAAAUAUAAAAUUUUAUGAUGACGUGAAAUGAAUAUAGGGAGAUAAUUCUUGGGUUUGCAGUGAUAUUUUGAAAGUUUAGUGAAUUUUAUGGAGUGUGCCUGAGGGGUACUGGUGAAGUAGACAGUGAAGUAAACGGUAAUGAUGAGUGUGGAGGGCUGAGGGAGGAUGAAGGUGGUUAUAAAGGAGCCGUAACUCCAACACCCUGACACCAAGUCUGCCCCCCCCCCAUCCCCCCAUCUCCCACGACUGACCUACUGAAAUUUGUACCCUUGUGGCGACGGUGAGUAUAAGAUCACAAGGAUGACAGAACACUAUGAUGUAGACAGUUUGGUGGCUGAGGUGCGCUCUCCUCAGUCUCCCUCCUUCUCAAACUUUCGAGAUCAAGGAAAUACUCCGAAGCCCAAAAAAUUCUUAAUGUCACGGAUGAUUAAAGAUGAAUGUAGCAAGCCCAUGCCGCCCCUAGAGCCCCUGGACUUUAGUGCCAGGGUGUACAAGCAAGAGAGUCUCUCCCCUUCUGCCAAGUUGCACCCUAAGAAGCGGCCAAGAACUGAUUCCCAGACAUUUAUUGAUGCAAAGUACUUUCCAGCGAGCCCGCCAAACACUCCUGUUUCUCGGUGCAAGUUUGACGACAAUGAUGAAGCUAAAGCGAAGAUUUGGCCAUCAGAUUUUCUCCUCGCUGACAAGGAACGCGAACACCUUGCACUUGGUUAUUGUUCACCUUCCAGUCCCUCGUCUGCAUAUAGGUAUGGCAGUCCCUCUAAUGGCGUCCUUAUCGACACUCCCAGAUCACUUUCAGCAUUUAGCAGAGUAUCGUCGCGGUCUUCGAUUGAAGACGGGAAUCUAUCUGAGGGUGGAACUUUGAAGAAAAGGAAGAGAAGUAGAUCUCCGGAGACGAGACACACAAAACUGAGCAGCAGCGAGGGUACUACAGCGCUGAAACCUUUCCCCGAUACCUAUGCUCUGGACUUGACGACUUCUCCCCAGAUGAAGCCCGAGGAUGAGUCUGCAUUUAUUCAGGCACGCUUCUUGCAGCAGCAACAAGCUACUCUUAACAUCAUCAAUUUGGCCAAUCCGUCUAGAUUUUUGGCCUAUUCACUCGGUCAGCCUCACUCUUUGGCCCAUAAUCCAGUCCGGCCUCAUUCCUCUGGUCAACUUGGAGUUACGUAUCCGUCCAGCCAGCACCGAGGUGUGGCUCAUCCAUCUAGCCAGCUUAGAGAAGCGGCGUUUCCACCAUCUGGCCAGCUUAGAGAAGCGGCUUGUCCACCAUGUGGUAAACAUCAAAGUUUAACUCAUCAAUCUAGUCAAGCCGAAGGACUAACUUCCCUGGUCGGCCAAUCUCGAGGUGUGGUUCAUUUAUCCGGCCAACGAAAAAGUGUAGUUUAUCCAACCGGUCAUCGUGGAGGCGCGGCUAACCUAACCGGUCACCGUGGUGUCGGUUAUUCAUCUGGUCAACCUCGAGAUGCGAUUUAUCCGGCUCGUGAACCAGUGAGUGUCACAAGUCCAUGGGGCCAAGCACGGGGGAGUGUUCAAACGUUCAGACAUUAUCAAGGGGGAUUUAACCCAUCUGACCAAACUCAAGGAGGUUCUCACCCUCCCAGUCAAACAGAAGGUCAUCAUGUGUUGGGUCGUCAGUUAAGAGAUGGCCAGCAAAUUGAGCUUUACGGUAUGAGUGCGACAGUGAGAGACGGUAGUGUUCCGCGGGUUAGCAAAGAACAAGUCGACCCUUCGGCUGGGUUGUUGAGUAACAGUGACAGUGAUAGAUCUCGCCUACUCCACUACAAGCUUAACUCGUUCACAAGUCUUCCCAACUCAACACAGCUUAUUACAGCAACAGG
Homarus americanus (American lobster) is the source of this 3093-nucleotide messenger RNA. RefSeq lists its product as uncharacterized. NCBI's taxonomy places the organism in Eukaryota, Metazoa, Arthropoda, Malacostraca, Decapoda, Nephropidae. The record is from RefSeq and is a predicted model, not a curated record.